UGAGCGCGGCGUGGCGGGCGGGCCAUGGCGGCGGGGUUGGAGGAGGCCUUCGGCGCGGCGGGGGAAUUCGGCGGCGCGCAGCGGCGCCUCACCGCUCUGCUGGUGCUGCUGCAGGUGUACGUGGCGUGUCAGUCCGUGCUCGUUGUGCUGGUCGGCGCGGUGCCCCAGUACCGCGUGGAGCGAAUGGCGCCUGCGGCCGGCGGGGCUCAGCGCGUCCGCUUCAUGAGCAACUUCACCUCCAUCGUGACCGAGUGGUAUCUAAUUGAACAAGAAGCCUACAAAGUGAGCCUUGCAUCAUCUCUGUUUUUUGCUGGAUUGCUUAUUGGAAAUAUCACAUUUGGCCCUUUGUCAGAUAAACUGGGCAGGAAACCAGUGUAUAUCUCAGGUCUAUUUUUUGAUAUUAUUUUUGGGUAUGUCACAGCAUUAGCUCCAAAUUAUGGCAUAUUUGCAGUUUCACGUUUUCUUGUUGGAAUUGUGAAUGGUGGAAUGGCUCUUGUGUCUUUUGUCCUGACACAAGAAUAUGUAGGAAAAUCAUUUUGGUCAUUUACAGGUUCGUUAACUAAUCUGAUGUUUGCAGUGGGCAUAGCUGUGUAUGCUUUACUGGGUUACUGUGUACGAGAGUGGCGCUGCCUGGCAUUGGUGUCCAAUACUCUGGGAGUCAUCUUCUUCCUUCUUUCUUUCAUGCUUCCAGAGUCACCUCGAUGGCUGUACUCCCAAGGGAAAACUGCAGAAGCUGAAGAUGUGAUGCAAUAUAUUGCCCUUGGUAAUGGAAAAGAAAGAUUAAAUCUGAAAUUAAAACCAAGCGCAGGAACUUUGCGGAAGGACGAAUCACCCCCUGGUAUCCUACACUUAGUAAAACACCCAGUCCUUCGGUGGCGAACCGUCGUCCUCAUGUACAUCUGGUAUGUCUGCAGCUUUGUAUACUAUGGGCUAACUUUAAAUGCUGGUGAAUUAGGAGGAAAUCUUUAUUUAAAUGUUGCUCUUUAUGGUCUUGUGGAAGUUCCGGCCUUUCCACUCUGCAUGUUCUUUAUUGAGAAAUCUUGGUCUGGAAGGCGUAAAACUAUGAUGUGGUUUCUGAUAUUUGCAGGAUUUGCCUGUAUAUUUACCAUGUUCUUGCAAAAAAAUGCUGUUGUAUUUCAAACCAAGAGCAGCAGUGAUGUGAUGACAAAGUAUGCAUCUGUGGGUUGUGUUUAUCCUCAGCAGAUGUGAAUGCUGUCUGGCACCCAUUUCAAAUUGAUCUCAGAAAAGUCUACAAAAGAAAAGCAGUGAGAGAGAAAAUAUGUUAUAAUCCUAUUUCCCAUGUUUGUGUUAAUUCACAUCCUCAGACACUCCAUUGUUUCUGGUACUGAGACCAUUUCUUCCUUGUUUGCUGUUUGCACUAUAGAAAAAAAAUGAUGAAAAGCAGUCAUCGCUUAUCAGGAUGGGGCAGUAAUUCUUGAAGGGUUGCUAAGUUUCAGGAAAACUCCUUUCUUAAGGGAGUCUACUUGAAUGCCAUUACAGUGUCUUACUUUGUUUUGUGGUAAAGCUGGUUCUUGGCACAGAGUGCUCUGUGUCACUCAAGCAGAAAGACAGUCAGCUCUGGGAGUGAUGACAGUGAGGCACUUCUGUGGAUGCAGUGAGGUUUCAAUAGAAAUGAACAUCAGACUGGAAGAUGGUGAGGGGAUGUAAUGCUACUUUCAGAAGUUGUUGUACAACAGGAAGGAUCUUUAAUUUUGUGCCUGUUUUUGUAGUGAAGUAAACAAAGCGAACUUCUAGCUGGGUAACGUACUUAGAUUUACCUGGCUGUACUGAAUGUACAGUUGUUACCUCUCGUGAUUUUUCAAUGAUAGCUUUCCACUGAAGGAAGAAAACUUCCAGCUUCUUAAACCUGUUUUUUCCUAGCUUUGGUUGAUGUUGGAUAGUUCCCUUUUUGCUGAGAACUACCCUUUCUUGGUGGGAACUUUUUUCUGCAGUAAAUGUGAAGGUUCCUUUAAUUCCUUGCGUGCUGCUUAAGUGAACUUUUUUUCUCAUGAAGAUGACAGCCAGAAGAUGAAUCUACAUAAUGGCACUCCAAAUUAGGCUCCUAAUGACACUGGUAGCAUCAAAGCUAAUCACUGCCUAACUCCAGUUCUACAAGCUUUUAAAUAUCAGCACUGUUCUUGCCAUUUUGCCCCAUUUUACCAUCUUAAGUUCCACAGGUCAAUUAAUGCAAGAAUAUAUGUAAAAUUAUACCUCAACAAGAAGUGCAAAUGCUUGAAUUUAAUAAGAACGUACAACUUGGUCUUUUAUUAAAGUUCAAAAUGGUUGCCCCAGCAGGCAAAAUGGUGUGCAUGCUAUUGUUGCUGGAAGUUCAAGUGAAAGGAUAUUAAAUGAAAUGUAAUAAUAAAGAUGCAACUGUUAAAGAAGCUGCACUGAAACACUUGAGUGGACCUAGCAAAUUGCUUUUAAAUGGUCACCAGAAUCCCCACGAGAGCAAGUGCAUUCCUGCUUUAUGCUGUUACAGAUGAAGACAAAAUAUUGGAAUGUUGGUAAAUGCACACUCCAAGGCUGAGGAGGAGCAAUCACUGUCCGAGCUUACUGACAUCAGGAAGCUGAUGUGCAGUGUGCUUCUAAUCCUGCAGUAAUUCCCCAGCAGACAGCCAGCAGCCUCCCCUUUGGGGAGUGAGUGUGGAGAGGAAAGUGCACUUUAAAUUCACUCCUGAGCUUCUGAGUGCCAAUUUCUCUGUCUAGACAGACUCUUCUGUUUUGCUAAUAAGACCAGAACUUCCCAAAUGCACUAAUGCUCUUCUAAUACAUAUGGAUAUACAGCAUUCAAUCUAAGCCCCCUUUGGGAGAGAUGCAGUAAGUUUUAAAACACAUUUACGAGUCUGUUCUUGAUUGCUCCUUAUUUGGUUGAUGAAAGAAGAGAGAGGUACCCACUUCCUGGUGGCACUUGGCAGACUCACACUUUGCAUCUGGUCACUGUGUACCAUAAUGCAGUUCUGGAUUACAGAGAAAAGGGAAUAGAAUUGGAAAUAUUGAAAAGCAAAAUUACAGAGAAGUAAUUGAGAAGCAAUGUGACUUCUGCAUUACUUAGGUGAAGUGCACCUAAUUGGAGCAUUUAUCCUUCUUCAUGCUUAACAGAAAUAAAUAAAUUCCCUGCUCAUUAAAAAGAAUGGUGCAAAUGGAACCAUAUCCAAAGUCAAAGUAACUGGGAUUUGAAAAGAUCCACAGCCCGAUUAAGUCAAUUGAAGGUUAGGUACAAGUAAACCAGGCUGCAUUAGCAUCCAUUCUUCAUAAUUACAGAGCUGCUGCAUCUAAAGGAUGCACAGGUUGUCACUGGGGAGCAAAUAAGCUUUUGAGAUUAAUCAAGUUGUACUGUAUUAAUUUAAUAAAUUAGUCAGGGAACACUUAUUGUCUGCUUGUGCUUGUCAAUAGAUGCAAUUACCUGGCAAGGUUUUCUAACUGCAGAGCUGGAAGCUUUAUCGCCUUGUUUCAGAGCUGUAAUGAUUUUAGCGUUCACUCCCCCCAAAAUUGAGGAGACGAUCUUGAUCUUAAACGUGAUUUUAUGUAUUCAUUUUUGUUCUAGCUUUUAGGACAGCUAGGAAGCAACGAGGGGUUCUUAUUUGUGUGUGUAGUUGAAGAAACAGAUGAAACUUUGUUGUUGUGUGAAAGUCUCUUGAAAAAAGGAUAGAAUGCUUUCAGCAUUGUGUAAAAAGGAAACAGACUACUUACACUUAUUGUUUAUUUUCUUUUUUCU
Messenger RNA from Tympanuchus pallidicinctus (lesser prairie-chicken), 3718 nucleotides. RefSeq names its product solute carrier family 22 member 15-like. The transcript has 9 exons. The record is from RefSeq and is a predicted model, not a curated record. Gene Ontology annotation, molecular function: transmembrane transporter activity. Gene Ontology annotation, biological process: transmembrane transport. The coding region runs from base 25 to 1209 and encodes 394 amino acids. Gene Ontology annotation, cellular component: membrane. Lineage: Eukaryota; Metazoa; Chordata; Aves; Galliformes; Phasianidae.